AUUUUCACAGGACUAGAUGCUAGAAUUUGAUUUCCACCCCAUUCAUGUCAACAACAAAUGAUUACUAUAGAGAGCUGUCGUAACAGUGUAGCAUGGUGCAUCAUGGUCAGGGAAUGAAUUCAGAUGCCAUAAGAAGAAGUAAACAAAGUGUUCAUAAAAACUAUUUUCACAGUAAUUGGUCGGACUUUCAGUUCAUAGGAUGGAACAUCAAUACAGCAGAUUGUUUUGUUCUGGCAAUACUGUUGGCACUGUUGCUUGUUCUACUCCAUGAGGUUAUAAUCUUCUCUCUUCAUGUGGAUGUUUAUAUAUUAGGACAACCAAAACUAAGUAAAAGACAGGUGAUAUUCAUCCAAGUGCGACGCUCACUUCUGCACAUGUUACGUGUGGGCUUUACGAUGAUGGUCAUGCUGAGUCUGAUGACUUACAACAUAUGGUUCCUCCUGACCCAAGCGCUCGGCUCCGGUCUAGGGUAUUUUAUUCUCAGACCUCUUAUCCUUACUCUGUUGACAAAGUGGUUGAAACGCAAGAGAAAAACUUCAACAAGACACAAAGGGAAAGCGGAUAUCAAACUACAAGAUCUGACAUUGACUAGAACGGACAGCCCUGUGUAUAAAGGUGCUAAACACAAGCCAGGAGAUAUUUUAAACGCAAAACCUCUUCUCAUGGACAAGCUACAAAACGAACUUAUUUAGUUGAAUAUUUUAAAGAUUUAAUUCUUUGGGACAGCUAAAGUGUGAUUUAAAACUACCUGGUGUGGUAAAGAAGAUAUUAUGUUAAACCAGUUUGUGAUUUGAAGUUAUAGAGUAGACCUAUGUAACUUGAGUGAAUUUCUCGGGGCUUUUAAUAUAUGAAAGUGAUAACAUGGCCAGAUGAGAUUGUUUGGCUAAAUGUGUCCUAAAUUUAAAGUUAAGAUGACUGUGUUCUGAUAUCAAGGUUGAGGUCAUACAUAUUGUAUAGCCAACUGUAUUCUUAUAUCAAGGUUAAGGUCAUGCAGAU
Messenger RNA from Physella acuta, 996 nucleotides. Its product is annotated as protein SLC31A2. Gene Ontology annotation, biological process: copper ion transmembrane transport. Gene Ontology annotation, molecular function: copper ion transmembrane transporter activity. The record is from RefSeq and is a predicted model, not a curated record. Gene Ontology annotation, cellular component: membrane. NCBI's taxonomy places the organism in Eukaryota, Metazoa, Mollusca, Gastropoda, Physidae.